UUUUAAUCUAUGGUUUCAAAUACGGUAAAAUAAUACGGCUUCGAAGUUUUCUAUGUUUUAACUUUUAUUUUAACUUGAAUACUGAGAAACCUAAUGUAUAGCUAUUGUGAGAGAACUAAUAAAUAUUACACCGAAGGCAGAAUAAAUACCUAUAUUUGUAUGUAGGUUUAAACCAUAAAGGGAAAAGUGUAAAAUGGCAAGUGAAGAUGUGAUAGAACUGGGUUCCUCAGAAGAUGAAGCUGAGCCUGUUCCUAUAAAGAGAAAAUAUAAGCCAAAUGCUAUGGUCUGUAUACCAUCGAAACUACCUGGUGUUACUAUAAAACCUAAACCUAUUGUAGUAUCUAAUGUUAUUGGUAAAGUAAACCCUACUCAAAAUAAAAUGAUAUCAAUACCAGUGAAGAAGAAUAUCAAUACAAGGAAACCUAAUAAUAAAAGUGUUACAAAUAAUAUUAAAAUAGUAAGUGCUCCACAUGUUCAAAAUAAGUUAUCAAUAAACCCUUUAACUCUUGCUAAACAUUUAAAUAAACCACAGUUAGUUGUAAAAAAAGUGCCUCAAAACAAGAACAUUGUGAACUUACAAAAUAAAAAGGUAUUGAGUAGCUUGCCUCCAUCUGUUACUGUCACACCAUUAUUACAUAAUGCAGAUGUUAUAAAUAGGACUGCACAGAAAGCUGGUGCAUCUGGUAUGCUUAAAAAACGUAGGAUAAUUGUUCCAAAAAGAAAACUGUCUGGAGAGUUGUUAACUGUUGAAUUAGAUGAUGAUGAUACAUCAGAAACUAUAACUAGUCCUCAUUGGUACUUGACGCCUGAAGAUCAAAUAAAAAAACAAAAAUCUAUAGAAAAAGAAAAAGCAACCAAGGAAGCAAGUAUGGAAGUUGAUAGUGUAAAACCUUCUAUGGAAGAAAUAAAUAAUAAGGAACCAGAUACUCCAAAAUAUGUUGAAAUCACCAUAGAAGAUAGUCCCCUGAAGCCUGUACAUUCGCCACACCCAGAUAUAGGUAAAGAACUGCCUAUUGUAAUUGAAGAUAGUCCUUUGAAACCUCACACUAAAGCUGCUAAUGAUAAUGAUAGUGAUAGUGAAAUAGGUGACUCUAUUCAAGAAAAACAAAGUAAAAAGAAGCUAGAUUAUCCUAAAGAGUCAAAUAAAGUCAAUGACAAACGCCAAGUUGAAAUUGAAAUUGACUUCGAGAAGCCUGUUAUUGUAAAUGAUGAUAACAGUAAAACUAUAUCUCCUAAACUUAUUGAAGAAACAGAAAAAUCUCCUUUGUGUGUAACAGAUGUUGAAAAAGUAAAUGUUUCUGAAACUAAAGAUAUUGAACAAACCAAAGAAAAUAGUUCAGAACAUAGUGAAUUCCAUCCGACUUAUCUGAAGUUUAUAGACAUGUGCUUCCAACUGGAAAAUACUGAUGAUAUGAAAAAAAUUGUAGAAAAAAAAAUCAAAGCUUAUUACAGGCAAUGCACCAAAGACUAUGUAGAAUCUGAAGAAUUCAUUGAUAUGGUUUCUAGUAAAAUAGAUUCAAUGAAAGCUUCACCUGAAAAAAUGUAUUUAUAUAUAAAAGAUAUUGUAGACGAAUUGAAUUUACAGAGGAAGAUGAAAAAACCGUUAGUUUCAAAUGUAGCCACUGUAGUCACUGAAAAAGAAUCACCCAGUGCACAAUCUCAGUACGACCAUAAGAAAACGAGGCAGAUUCGGAAAUUGGAAAAAACAACUAAAAAGCUCCAUAGGGCUAUACAAAAACUUGAAGAAUUAGAAGUAGACUUUGAUGAUGAAGAGGAUUCCGUUUAUUUGCUGACAGAAAGGUAUAAAGAACGACUAGUCCGUGUUCACGCCAAGUUGUGCCAACUCACCAAUACAAAAAUGCCAUCUGAACCUCGCAUUUGCAUAGAAGCAAGACCUGGACGACCAACGGGUCCCGCGAAAAAGCUAGAAAAAUUAAUUAAUAGGAAAGUUCCUAUAGGGACGCCAUUACCUUUUCCUGACUUUCACGAUGUAUUGCGUUGUGUAAAAGACGCUAAUGAAGAAAAUAAAUUGGGAUGGACUGAUAUCGAUGUAAUGGAGGAAGCUCGCGAUUUAUUUACUAGAUGUGGUAAAAAACUUCAGAGACGUCGUCAAGAAAAUGAAUGGCGAAUAGCAGCUUCAAGAAUUACUGCGGAGGCGGAUCCCGCUGAAGAUAACCUUGAUUUAAAAAAGAAAUUAGAGGAAAACAAAAGUAUAGCAGCUAGAAAAGAAACAGAACUGUUUAAUAAAUAUGUGGAGCGACAAAAUUCGUUAAAACUUGAAGCUGAAGAAAUUGGUGAUAAAGAAGCAGAAGAAACAGCAUUAGAAAGUGAAGAAGAUGAUGACGUUGGAAAUGAUAAUUCAUUGGAAAACAAACAAAAGAGGAAGCAAAAACUUAAAAGUCUUCUAAAGGAAAAAAAUAAGAAGGAUGCUGUCAAAGAAAACGAAGCGAAGAAAGACUGUAUGGAAACCGACCAAAAUGAAAACAAUCAUCAAACUGAAAAUGAAAAAUCUGAUGACAAAGCCUCAGUAAAAGCUGUUGAUAAUGUAGAAACAAUACCAGAAACAUCUAAUGAUGCAACAGUCGUCGAAUCAAGAACACCUCAUGAGACUGCAAAUGUUCAAGAUAAAGAAAAUGAGAGUGUUGCUGGUAAAUACAAUAACAAGAAUGAAAAUAGUGACAGUGAUACUUAUAAUGUUGAGUCUGAUAUAGACGAGUUACAUCUAUUGCAAAAAUUACAUUCAGGAAGUGAAGUUAACUCUUCAUCAUUUGAGAGUUCAGAUUCCGAUACACCGAUAGCGAUCUCCGAUACACUAGACUCUGGAAGUGAGGUUGAUAAUUACAAAUAUUGUGAUGUUAUAAGUAUUGAAAAUUCCAGCUAUUCUGAAUCAGAGAUUAUUGAUGGAUCGUCUGAUAAUAAUGAGGCAAAUUCUUCAAAUAAAGAGAUAACUGCUGAUAUUGAAAUGGAAUAUUCUUCAACUGGUGUAGAAGACACCAAUAAAGAAGCACAAAUAAAAGAUAACACUACGAUAAAAGAGACGGACGAGAAUAUUUUUAUUAGCUUAUCUGAUGAGGAAGUCAAAGAUAAAUUAGAAAAUGUAGAAAUAGAGGAGACAUGUAUAAAUUUUACAGAUGACAAUAUAUCUAUUACUGAAAAUAUAGUCGUUGGGAUUACAGUAGAAACAUCAAAUUUAUCCAAUAACGGUAGUAGUGUGCCCGAAAUUAAUAAUCCAGUAGAGAUAAUCGCAGACAGUCCUAAUUCCGAAGAAAGUGAUAUUACAGAUAAGGUAGUCAAAGAUGCUACGAGUGAAACUGUGAACAUUAAUGAAUCAAAUGAUAAAAUUGUGGCAACUAAAGAUGUAGAUGAAUGUAAUACACAAACUAAAAUGAUAUCAAUAGAAAAAGCAAUUAUUGAAUCGUUAACCACAACUGAGACUAGUAAUUGUGAAAUUCAUAUGGAAAUUUAACGUUAAAAACUAACAUCUUACGUAAUAUAAAUAUUGCUUCAAUAUAAACUGAUUAAAUCAGAAUUAACUACAUUGUGUUAAAAGAAAGGACAUGCCCCAAUUUUGUAUGGAUGCUGGGCCUUUAUUCCGAGUGUCAAGUAAGCAGAACAAAUUAUUUUUAUCUUAAAAGAAAAUAAAAUAUAGGGCUUAAAACCGAAAGUAAAAACAUUUUUGGAACCCGCAUUUUUUCUUAAUCUAUAUCUAUACUUAUAAUAAAACUGGUUUUAGAUUUUACUUAUAAAAUAAAAUUUGGUAACACCAAAUGUCACCGAGGCACAGAGUACUACUAGCGCCAUCUAGAGUCUAUACUUAUAAUACGAAUUUUGUGCAUUGAAGAUAUUUUGAAAAUCUAUGCUAAGGUGCAUUAUAUAAUCGAUACUGAAGCUUAAAAUAUUUUUUUUGUCUGUCUGUCCGUCUUUUUUUGUCAUUCGGGCAUCACGCUGAAACUACUGAAUGAAUUCAAAUGAAACUUGGCACGGUUUAUGACCAUAAUACGGAGAAGGUUAUUUUCUAGAGAGACGAAUAUCUUAGCAUUCCAUUGAUUCACCGUGCAGGUGCCGGGACCAUCGCGUGGUAGAGAGUAGAACAUCAAGCAAAGUCCAGGACUUGUGACUACUGGAUGUGGGCUUAAGGAAUUCCUUGACGAUCGAUCAACACCCUCCUUCUCUGCUCGUGUUGUUCUCCCUACCUAUCCAAAUUUGGUAAGAUUCUACUAGGUAGAGCAGCUUUGGAUACUCGUUCUAAUAUAGAACUUGCUGCACUUCUAGAGAGGCCAAUAUUAAUUAUUAAUUAAUUAUAGUGGCCAAAAUUAGGCCAUAUUAAAGGCCCAUUUUGGGACAUGUGCUUUGAUUUCAUUAUAAGAAAUGAUCUUUGUAAAAUAUAUAUAAUAAAUAAGAGGAAAUUUCAUGUAUUGCAGUAUUUUAACACUAUGAAUUUGAAAGUACUUUGUUUUUUUUUAAAUUGUGGAAAAUUCAUGGUAUUAAAUGCCCGACGAAUCUCUACGUAAUUACAUGUUAAUGUAAAAAUUACAUCCAUAUUAAUGUAAGAACUUCUUUUCACUGCUAAAUAGCUAAAUCGUUUUUGAUGAAUUUUCAAAGAGAUAAAUGAAACUUAGGGUACUUUUAAUCCCGGAAAAGUGCCUGGUUUCCACGGUUUUUUUGAUUUCUAGUUUGUGUAUAAAAGAAAUAUCAUCACAAUUUGUCUUUCUUUAAUAUCAAUUUUGAGUUGUGUAAAUAGUACCUAUCCAUAAUAAUCUCCCAUUAUCUAUUUCUCCUCUCUUUUUAUAAAAAAAACAAAUUCACCCUCUUACUGCUAGACUUUUGAGUGUCCAAGGGGCAAUAUUAAGGUGCCCAAUAUUUGUUAUUAUGAAUUUUGAUUUUUAGUUAAUUUUUAGAUUGUUUGUUCCUUAAAAGAGCCACUGAAAUCAUAAUCCGACAAUGAAUGAGGUCGACCUAAAAAAUCCAUGUAAAUUUUCCAUAAUAAUAUUUUUCUUCAUUUUCCAACCAAUAUUCUCAUUCCCCUCCACCUAGUUGUGAAUUAGUUUCGUGUAAACAACUAUAGGCAAUCAUCGAAUUAGAUUUCAAUCAUAGAAUAUUAUUAUUAUUAUUAUUAUUAUUACAGGGUCGCUGGAAACAUAACGAUUCCUUUAUGGUGUGAUAGUAGGGAUCCUGUUUUUGUUAUAUUAAUCAUAUGUUUUAGGGUGUUAGUUAAACAAACAAUAUCAAAAAACAACCAUUGAACCUACUUUGAAGUAGCGUAUACAUUUGUCAAAAAAAAAAAAAAUUAAUGGGUACAUUUUUGCCCGAUCUACCCAACAACAGUUUGGUAGCCUAUGAUUUAUGAUUAGGCUUUAAUUAAUACGUCACUGGCACCG
This is a messenger RNA of Bicyclus anynana (squinting bush brown), 5378 nucleotides long. It is a transcript of the gene Daxx, whose product is annotated as daxx-like protein. Gene Ontology annotation, molecular function: histone binding. NCBI's taxonomy places the organism in Eukaryota, Metazoa, Arthropoda, Insecta, Lepidoptera, Nymphalidae. The record is from RefSeq and is a predicted model, not a curated record. The transcript has 6 exons. Bases 194 to 3466 code for a protein of 1090 amino acids.